AGUUCAGUGUCUGUGCCAAAAAAGCGCACGUUCUGUAGUUGCGCACCGCCGGGCCCCCGUUUCUCCCACCGCCCCCCACGCCAGUGACUACCCCCCGUCCCGCGCGCGGGGGACACGAGCCGCCGGCGCCGCCGCUGCCGCUAAAUCCACAGUGACACCUGCGUUCCACAAACAAUGUCACAUACCGCAAAAUGGAAAUUAGAGAAGCAAAAAAACAUCAGAUUUUGAAGACGAAACCAUGGACCCCCUGAUCCACAUGCCUGCUAUUUCCUUUUGACCCCGCCCCUCGCAGUUCCUCCUUUCUCACAUCCAUUGGCCACACAGCAGGCUCCCUGGCCCAAGCCCUCUGCUCAAGCGUCCAUGUCCAGGGAGGAAGGACACUGCAAGACCAUGGAUCCGCAACGCUUGGCAGUGCUCUUGCAGCGAGGUCUCUCGGGCACGCUGAUCGUCGACAGCCGUGCCUUUUCCGAAUACAACGCCUCGCACGUUCUCGGCUCCAUCAACAUCUGCUGCUCCAAGCUGGUCAAGAGGCGGUUGCAGCAGGACAAGGUGCCAGUCGCCGAGCUCCUGAACCUUUUCGGCAAGAUGAAGCUGGACCUGAGCAAGAAGCAGGAAGUGGUGGUGUAUGACCAGAAUUCCAGGGACAGGAGCCUGCUGCCUAAGGACAGCUUUGUGAGUGUCCUGCUGGGGAAGCUGGAGGCCACCUUCUACCAGGUGUCCCUGCUCACAGGGGGGUUUGCCGCCUUCUCCUCCUGCUUCCCGGGCCUGUGUGAGGGUAAACCAGCCACCAUCCUUCCUGUGAGCCUUUCCCAGCCUUGCCUGCCCGUGGCCAAUGUGGGGCCCACCAGGAUCCUGCCUCACCUGUACCUGGGCUCCCAGAAGGAUGUUCUCAAUAAGGACCUUAUGGCCCAGAACGGCAUCACCUACGUACUGAACGCCAGCAACACCUGCCCCAAGCCGGACUUCAUCUGCGAGAGCCAUUUUAUGCGCAUUCCAGUCAAUGACAAUUACUGCGAGAAGCUUCUGCCCUGGCUGGAGAAAACCAACGAAUUCAUUGACAAAGCUAAGGUGUCUAAUUGCCGAGUGAUUGUGCAUUGUCUGGCGGGAAUUUCCAGGUCAGCUACCAUCGCGAUUGCUUACAUUAUGAAGACAAUGGGAUUGUCAUCUGAUGAUGCCUACAGGUUUGUGAAGGAUCGCAGGCCUUCCAUAUCACCAAACUUCAACUUUCUGGGCCAGUUGCUUGAGUUUGAGAAAGGUUUGAAGCUGUUGAAAGCCUUGUCUUCAGUCCCUGGUAAGACCCUGAUUGAGAGGCAAGAGGACGACCCUGAACACAAGGUCCAGGAGUGUGACGGUGUUGCGCUGCGGAAUGGACUCCAUGAGAAGGAACCUGAGCCUCAGGAGACAGAACCAAAGAUCGCCUCCCCUGCAUCUCUUCAGCAGGGCCUUAAUGGACUUCACUUGUCUGCAGAGCGCAUUUCGGACACCAACCGUCUCAAGCGCUCUUUUUCUCUGGACAUUAAGUCAGUUUACACCCCCACUCACUGCCCCAGGGCUACUCCAACAUUGGCAGUGAUACCAGUGGACACAGAGGACGUUCCCAAGCUUUACAAGCUCGACAGCCCUGAGGUGUCCAGUGACGUUUGCCGGUUUUCUUCGGAGCUGGAGAGCCCGGGUUCAGACAAGUCACCGGGCAGUGAGGAAUCCAGGACACUGCAGAGGAGGAAAGAGAAGGGCAGUGGCAGCAUGGGGAGCUCCCCAAACCGGUCUCUGAACAUUAAUGCUGGCGGCAGCCGGGCCAUGCACCAGAACUCUGACGUGGACAGAAACUUGAAAGGCUCGCUGCUCUUGAGCUUGCCCGGUGUAGGCUCUGGCCAGGUGUGGACCAAGCACAGGGACUCGACGCAGGCCACCACACCCAACACGCCCACAGAUGACGGCCCCUGGUACUUGGGCCCCGACUCAUCAGCAGGCGGAGGUGGGGCACGCUUCAGGAGUGGCACAGCCUUUGGGGCAUUUGGCUGUGAAGUGGUGCGGCUACGGGAGAAGCCCCAGGAUCAACGGGACUCUCGGGGCAGCUGGCACGAGGACACGACUGGCAGCAGCGCCGACAAACAGUUCAAGCGGCGCAGCUGCCAGAUGGAGUUUGAGGAAAGCAUCGCCGAGACACGGGCCCACGAGGAACUCGGCAAGGUCGGCAAGCAGUCCAGCUUCUCGGGCAGCAUGGAGAUCAUCGAGGUUUCCUGACACGCAGGCCUACGGACUAGUGCCGUCUCACCGAGGGGGAGCUGAGCCAAUGGGUUCUUUUAUAAUACAGUAUUUUUUAUUGCUUUGCAUUCACAGCUCAAAGGAAUCUGAAGCAGCCAUCUCAAACACGUACAAAUCCGUGAUGACAAUGACACUGGUUGUCACAGUUCGUACUUCACAUCCUGUAGAGCCAGUAGACCAGUGUGCAUGCCACUGACCAGCACUUUGUGCAUGCCAUUGAGCCAGCCAGUUCUGCAGUUUUGAUUAAUCCAUUCAUCAUGACUACAGCGUAGAGAACUUUGCGGUCUUCGCUCUAGUAAUGGACGGAUUAUGAAAUGGAUCACGCAGUACGUGGAUACGGAUCGCUCCCGAAUACCAGCACAGUGAAGCACCAAGGGCUGAUCUCUCAGCUCUCCCCUCAUGGUGGUACUUUGACAUUGUUGUUAUUUUUAUUUUAAUGAAGGAUCCUCCAUGGGCAGGCUCCUUGAAGCUAAAUAACACGGUUCACCACAGUGUGAACAAAACAAAGAAACACAAUGCACAUGCAUUUAUGUGACACAGACUGACAUCAUUUCCCACAAUGUCAGCUUUUGCCAGUAUAAGCCAAAAAGCGAGUGAGAAGUUUUGAUUGCCCUCUGUACUUUUGCUGAGACUCCCGCCAGCUCUGUGUUUCACCAGAGCUCCUGGAACUCCUGCGUGUGCACUGAGCAAGCUGAGAGCGGCCGGCCUACAGUACCGACGCGGUAUUUUUGUACCUGUGUGACAGAGAGAAAGAAUGCGUUCGCCAUGAUUGUACCGUGCUUUUUACCUUUUCUUACUCCUCUCGGUUUUAAUUUAUUUUAUCUCUUCAUUCUGGCAAUGAGAAAAAGAUAUCAUUUGUUGAAAUAUUUUCUGCAGAUUUUAUUUACAGUUCUACUAUAUAUUAUUUAGAAAACGUGAAAAGAAGUACAACUUAAAGCAAUAAAAAACAUACUCCUUUCUUUCCCCUUUUUUCCGCCUUGAGAAGAAAAACUGAGGUCUUAGUAUGUUGUAGGACUUCAAGCCUUUUCUGUGCUUCGUGAAACCAUUUGCUAUACAAAGUCUAUAUUUAUUUAUCUGUCUUGAUGCCACUCUCGGUCCAGACUAAGCUGUUUUUUUUAAUAUGUGUCUUGAAAAUCCUUUAAAAGAUUCAGUUGGGCAGAAUUCGAGCCUGGUCCCACUUUCACACAAAUGGACCGCGUGAGAAAGAACAUUUACAUUAAAGGACUGCUGCCGACAAACAGCUCAAAUUCCUUCCGCCUUCAUUCUUGUAAUGACACAGUUAGUCGAAUCUAUUUGAAGAAUUUGGAAGCCCGAAUGUCCCGCUGCAGGAGCCUUUCGGGAAGAUGCCUGUAGAAUGACUUUUGCUAAAGGCACCUGAGGGUGUUGAAAUUCAAAAAGUUAAACGGUAGUGAAAAUUCAGUGAUUGAAAGCGCGCCUCCGAAGUGAGAUCGCUGGUGCCCAAGCAGACCUGGGACUCGAAUAUGAAGGAGUGCUUUCGUGCUCAUUGUAGCUGUCCGCAGUAGUUCGUAAGCCUUUCCCGUGAAGGCGCAUCCUCGGCACCUUGCGGCCGAGGGCUCGGAUGUGCGGACGGUCGGUGAGCGCAACCCACAGACCCUGUGGGGAAACACACUAGAGAUGUUAUAGAGGUCCUGCGUGUGCCCCAGUCUGCUGUGGGCACCUGUCACUCAUGGUAAAAUCUAUACCAUCCCGUCUUGCUUUUCGUCGAAAAUGCACAAAGGGGUUUUCAGUGCUAAACUGAAUGCAGUUAUUCUCUUUGCAGUGCAAAAUGUUUGUUUGUUUUUUUUUUUUUUUUUUUUUAAAAAUUCUGGUAGCUUUCAAAUGCCAACCUUUGACCUUUCAUUUGUGCUGCUGUAAAUUCAGACCUUAACUGACUGUGUUCUGUUCUUUUCUGUGUGUGAGGCAUUUUUCCUUUUUCUAAGUAUUUUUGAGGAUUAUUAUUAUUAUUGGAAAGAUGCUGAUUGUCCCAAUUAUCAUAACUAUUAUUAUUAUUAUUAUUAUUAUUAGCUUGAUGUAAAUAGCAGUGUAUCUAAAAUGUAUGAAAUAAGGUAACUUUUCAAAAGAAAACCGAUACCUUUGGCUGCUGAAGCAAAAUACCUCAGGUUAAAUUGAAAAAAAAAAAAAAAGCUUUUCCUU
Messenger RNA from Scleropages formosus (Asian bonytongue), 4419 nucleotides. Its product is annotated as dual specificity protein phosphatase 8-like. Gene Ontology annotation, molecular function: MAP kinase tyrosine/serine/threonine phosphatase activity; protein tyrosine/threonine phosphatase activity; MAP kinase tyrosine phosphatase activity. Gene Ontology annotation, cellular component: cytoplasm. Lineage: Eukaryota; Metazoa; Chordata; Actinopteri; Osteoglossiformes; Osteoglossidae. The transcript has 7 exons. Bases 361 to 2244 code for a protein of 627 amino acids. Gene Ontology annotation, biological process: negative regulation of MAPK cascade; peptidyl-tyrosine dephosphorylation. The record is from RefSeq and is a predicted model, not a curated record.